AACUGUUGUUUACUGACUACGUGAAGAAUUUCGCACUCUAACUUUUGUUUUGCUACGACGUACUAAAUUUGAAUUUCCAACGAAGGUAUGCGCUCCUAGAAUCAACAGGUUGGUGCGAAGGCUGAAAGCUCUGAAAUGAUUUGUUCGAACGGUUGAGAACAUGUACAGAGGAUAUUUUUUCGUACUGUUUGCUACUCUUGGAUUCACGAUUGUUCUGGUUGUGUAUGCUAUUGUAAAGCUCUCAUGGAUCGCAGGAUAUGGCUCUGGAAUAUUUAUAACCUACCAAUUGUUUAUAUUCUGCCUCGUACCAACAGUUCUUGAAAUUAAGAAAGAAGAGCUCCAACGAGAAAUCUACAACAUUUCCUGGUACGAGUGGUCACGUCAAAAUCGUAAAUCGCUCCAACUGAUGCUGCAAACUGCCCAGCAGCCCAACUGUCUAUCGCUGAUCUUCUGCCCGCUGAACAUGCCCACCUUUGUGGAAGCGAUGAGAAUAAUCUACACAAUUUUGACGCUGCUGCUGACUUUCAGGAGUGGUGGCAAUUCACGCGAAAAUGUCAGUCUACAGGUGUCGGGUGGAAUGAGAAAGCUUGACAAUCGCAAGCAUAAUUAAGAAUGGUUUAAAGAUUUUUCAAUUAAUUUUGGACAAAAAGUGUCGUUUUUAUUUUCAUUAAGCAAACAAAGUAUAAAUUUCCAACAAGACAAGCGAAACUUAACUAACAAAUCAUGGAU
This is a messenger RNA of Culex pipiens pallens (northern house mosquito), 729 nucleotides long. RefSeq names its product odorant receptor 45b-like. Gene Ontology annotation, biological process: detection of chemical stimulus involved in sensory perception of smell; sensory perception of smell. Gene Ontology annotation, molecular function: olfactory receptor activity; odorant binding. The record is from RefSeq and is a predicted model, not a curated record. Bases 161 to 610 code for a protein of 149 amino acids. Lineage: Eukaryota; Metazoa; Arthropoda; Insecta; Diptera; Culicidae. The transcript has 4 exons. Gene Ontology annotation, cellular component: plasma membrane.